Messenger RNA from Scatophagus argus, 989 nucleotides. RefSeq names its product NudC domain containing 2 (gene nudcd2). Lineage: Eukaryota; Metazoa; Chordata; Actinopteri; Scatophagidae. Gene Ontology annotation, biological process: protein folding. The record is from RefSeq and is a predicted model, not a curated record. The transcript is spliced from 4 exons. Gene Ontology annotation, cellular component: cytoplasm. The coding region runs from base 1 to 474 and encodes 157 amino acids.
AUGUCAGUGCAUUUCGAGGAGAAGAGCGGCGUCGUCCCCUGCAAGACACCGUGGGGCUCCUGGUACCAGACUAUGGAGGAGGUCUUCAUCGAGGUCAAUGUGCCUCACGGGACGUCAGCCAAAGAGGUCAAGUGCCGUUUGGGCUCCAGAGACAUAGAGCUGCAUGUCAGAGGGGAGGAAAUAUUCAAGGGAAAGUUGUUUGACACAACCAUGUCUGAUGAGGCUACAUGGACUCUAGAGGACAAGUGUCUCAUUCGUAUCAUUCUGAUGAAGACUAACAGAGAGGCAGGGAACUGCUGGUCCUCCCUGCUGGAGGGGGAGUACUGUGCGAAUGCCUGGGUCCAGGACCAGAUGCAGAGAAAGCUCACACUGGAGAGGUUCCAGCGCGAGAAUCCUGGAUUUGACUUCAGCGGGGCAGAGAUCUCUGGAAAUUUUGCUGGUGGUGGGCCAGACUUUUCCAGUUUACAGAAGUGACUGCUUGCCACGAUGCCAAAAACCUGCUAUGAGCUGGAGAUGCCCGUUCAUUGAACAUUACUAAGGACAUCCAUGACGAGCAGAGGGACACUGUCUUUUUUUAGAGGCCUUCAGAAGAACUCAAAUACUGAAUGACUUGAUUGUUUGACAGAGAUGCUUUUCGUAGCAGCCCUUUGGUCUGGCUUGUUUUGGUUGUGAAGGACUGCUAUUGUUUCAGCCCGAUUUGGCCAAGUUGCUGAAAAAAACAGCCAAUGCAAACUUAUCUGUCUGGUUGUAAGAGGACUUUGAUAUGUUGUUGUUUUUUAAUAAGAAGAAGAGUGUGCACAGAAAUAGCUUUUCAAUAAAAUUUUAUUGAAAGGUACAAGUGUGUAGGUUAACCAGAUGGCGCGUUCAAUCAGACAUUUUGAAUUUUUCGUCGCUAACAGAUAUUUAAACUAGACAGGGAAACUGGCAAAGAAAAUGCAAUACAUAUUUCAAUCCACAUUUCCACUGCAAUGACAAAUUGUUUUUUUUAA